Knipowitschia caucasica is the source of this 387-nucleotide messenger RNA. Lineage: Eukaryota; Metazoa; Chordata; Actinopteri; Gobiiformes; Gobiidae. The record is from the annotation of a GenBank genome assembly.
AUGGAGAAGGGAAAAGAGGAUUUGAGUGAGGAGACAUCUUACACUUCUGUAGAAGCAACAAAAACAGAGACUUCAGCAUCCAACCCAGACGAUCCCCUCUCCUCCCUGCUUCCCAAAGCCCUGUCCGCAGUUCUCCAUCAUAACAUCCCCCCUGGACACGGCAGGAACCAUCCUACCAGACUGACCAAUCAAAACUCAACACCAAACUCCCCAGACCUGAAGCAGCUACAGAACGAGCUCUUAGUCCUGAAGGGGCAGUUCGAGCAGAUGAAGGCUCAGCACAAUAAAGAAAUCAAGCUGCUCAUGAACGAGUUGGAUGAGGAGAAGAAAAUACGCUUGACUCUGCAGAUGGAGAUCAAACACAUAAAGAAGCACAUGUCCAAAUGA